ACACCCGAAAUGAACGAAAUCCGACAACGAACGCACGUUGCGUCACGUCCGGGCAGUAUUUUCAGGGUUUUCUGCCCGGAAAAUGGUAGUAAAUGCAUACGGACUCGAAACGGGAAUUUUUUUUGCGUGUGUGCCCUGCUAGGGCACAGUAUCACGUGGAAAAAAAUUGGGCACGUUUGGCGGAUGCGAAGCGGAGAGGUGCGACCGAGGGUCCCCUCCGGCCAUACCGAUGGUAACGCAAAAAGAGUUUGUAUAUCAAAAAGAUGAUUCAGACCGGUUCCACACACCUUCCAAAAUGAAUUUGCAAAAGGAUGAUAACGGCGUUGAUGUAACUUCUCGUGGAAACACACCUUUUUACUGCACACCUGAGUACUGGGAUAGUUUCAAGGGUGAUAUGGAUGAUCCUGUCCAAGUACCAGAAGUAUCAGAUGAAAAAGCUGCCACAUCUUUGGAGACGGACGAAAUCGCAUCGCAUGCGUCGGUUGGUUCUCAAGGAGUACAAGAGGAAGUGGAGGAGGUUACUGGCAGGCGCAAGCGCAGAGGAUCACAACAUGUCAAGUCUCCUUAUGUGGUCCCUAAACCAAACAAACGUGCAAAACGUUCUGCCAAAGGAAAAUUGUUCCAAAAUGGUGAUGUUAACAAAUCUGGUGAUGAGUAUGAUGUGGUGAAAGCAUCCACCAAGUACGUGCGUGCGCAUGACCAUUCACAAAAACAUGCCAAAACAGAAAUUUUCAAUGAUGGCAUGGAAGAAGGUCUCAUUGUGCGGAGAGCUUGUCAGAUUAUUAACAUGAGUGGCUAA
This is a messenger RNA of Triticum dicoccoides, 799 nucleotides long. RefSeq lists its product as uncharacterized. The record is from RefSeq and is a predicted model, not a curated record. Bases 230 to 799 code for a protein of 189 amino acids. NCBI's taxonomy places the organism in Eukaryota, Viridiplantae, Streptophyta, Magnoliopsida, Poales, Poaceae. The transcript is spliced from 2 exons.